AUGGAUGUGACAGGAACCGAUCCGCGCACCAGGGCGGGUCUCUUCCUUUGGCCCUGGGCGGCCACAGGCUACUCUAACAUGUCGACUAAUGUGGCAAACGGUGUAGCCUCCACGACCGCUCAGUCCGUACCCAACGCUCCUGCCGCCUCGCUGGGUCUGCCCCAUGUUCCCCAGAUGACUGCUCCUGGAAUGUUCGGUGCUGCCGCCGGACCUGGCAAUUCCCAACCGACGGACGAUGCCUUCGAGUCAUUCUACUCGCGUCUCUCCUACUCCACUGGUGUCCACAGCUCCCAUAUGUCCUCCCUCCAACAGCAGAUGCAGCAGCGCGAGCAGCGCACCUGCGAAGCACCAAAUUCGGAUAUGCAGGGUACUCGGGUCUCGAUGAUCCAGGGUCAACAGUCUCUCCAGCAACAGCACCGUCAGCAGCAGCAACAAACGUCCGGAUCACUCAGUGGACUGCAUCGGGGAGAGCAGCAACAACAGCAAGGUCCGUUUGCUGAUCAGAGGUUGAUGAACGGCAUGAUGCAUCGACCAAGUCAACAGCAAGCAGCAGCCGCAAUAGCAGCCAUCGCAUCUGCCGCAGCGUCUCGAAACAGCGCCGCUGCCGCAGCUGUUGCAGCAUCGGCACCAACCGCUAACUCAGCCAGUUCGUCGCCCUUAAAUAGCGGCGCGUUUCACAACCCUCCUCUGUCCCCUCAAGGCCCCCCAAUAUCUCUGCAUCAACAGCAACAUUCCCAUCUGGGGCAUCCCCUGCAACAACAGCAGCAGCAGCAGCAACAGCGUCCCUAUUCCAGCACCGGAAGCCUUCACAACGUUUCCACAACCGUGCCUUCCUCACCACUGGACGGUCGUAUGUCCUCCAGCGCCUCACCAUCCGUGAGUUCAGCGUCCGCAGCCGGUAAUUACUGUCUCAAACGACAUCCACCCAAUGACUUCAACAGCGCGACUGCGAUGGCACUUGCAGUUGCAGUCGCUGCCGGAGAUCGCCAUGCCCAAAUGCAGCAACAGCAGCAGGAGCUGGGCGGAGGAGUUGUGGGUAGUCGGUCGCCGCCGGACCAGUUGCAUCAUGCCCUCGGUGGACACAUUGCCUCGACUGCGGACGUCUUCUCAGCAGCGACAGGACCUGGUCAGACGCCCGCCCAAUACUUAUUUCCACCCUCCAGUCCCAUGAAGUCCUUUUAUCGAAGACCCUCGGAGGCAGCGGCUAUGGCUGCAGCGAUGGCCGCGCAAGCUGCCCGCGACGCCUCUGGUGGCAUGAAUGUCCACGGUGGCGGCGGUGGUGUCGGCGGCGGCGGCGGCGGAGACCGGUCCAUGUCAAUGGCCGCCCACCAGCGACUACUGGGUGGCCACGGGGGCUUCCUACUCAGUAACAUGGGCGCUGCAGCAGCUGCUGCGGCCGCGGUGUCCUCCUCAGCACACAGUCCGCUAGACAGGGUACCCGACUUUCUGUCGGACAUGCGGCUUGGCCAGGAGACGCCGGUAUCGGGAUCGGGCGGACCGUUGCAGCAGGGCGGACCAGGCAGCAAUCAGUCGAUUGGACAGUCGCACAGCGGCGGCCUGGGCGGAUUGGGCUCGGAAACAGCUUUGGACACCCUACCUAGCCUCUACGGCCACGCGGCCAAAGGAUACAAAUGCAAGAUCUGCCAGCAUGUGAGUAGUAGUGGUACAAAAAUUAUUCCAUUUAACCGUAAAUGUAUUGACCUCCGUUCUGAAAGCUAGGUGAGCGAAGACACUCUUAUGGGAGGUCAUUUAUAUCGAGUUUUCGCAGUUUAUAACUCCGAAAGGUGUCAGUUAGGCAAGUGUCGAGUUAGGAGGGUACAUUGCCUCGAUAUUUGUUGCUGUAAUUUUUUAUGCAGCAUAUGGCGCCGAUAAAGUGAUGCCUUCUGACAGAAGAAGGGAACAAAACGACAAUGAGAAGUCGUGGGAGGGAAUGAGGGUUGCUGGUGCCCUGCGAAAUCUUCCUUGGUCUCCGACCAACCUAAAAUCAUCUGAAAAGAGACUUGUUAACAAGUAUGUUCCCUUGUUUAUUAGAGCAGUACUGCUGUAUGAAGGCGCAGGCCUCGAUAGACUGUGAAGUACUAUACAAUCAGUCCUUGGAGUCUGAUGCGAUGCGAAGAGGGUUUUGUACUUUCUUAUGGAUGUUGGUGAGCCUUCUGGACCUCCUAAGAGAGAAGGCUUGCCGGAACUGACCUAGGAAAUCGUCUUUAAACUCGGCACCCGUUUUCGUUUUUGCGAGAUUAACUGGAACUUAGCGCAAGACGCCGGAAUCGGAGGGAAGGUUCGUAUUCCAGUAUUUUGCCGGUAUAUCUUACAAAUUGUGUUGACGCCGCUUACCGUCCUGAUCUUAGCCUACGUUCGAACACUUCGUGAAUUGCUGGUGUUUACUGUAAUAUUUUGUUUUCAAACGGGUGGAAUUAGGCUUACUUAAUGCUCUCUUACCCUGAUUCCGGUGAGAUGAUGAUGAAAUUAACUACUUAAGCAGCCUGCCUCGUGUCGAGAGUUUGUUCGUUUGUUUGUUUCCGAAUAGUAAACCGUGUGUUGUCAAAGCAUGCAGCUCACGUUUUUUUAUUGGGUUUGUCACUUUUAGUCUCUUUUUUAAUCUCUGCCACCUUGAUUAGGGUUCCCUGAUUCGAAGCGACUAACGGAUCGGUGUGUGCGUCCAUUCUUGCCCGAUGGAAUUUGAGACAUGAGUAAGAUUGGUUUCAUGAAACCAUUUAGUCGUCGCCUAGACUCCACAUAUUAUGGACUAUCUGUCUAGCAUGAGCUGACGCGCUUAGGUUUCUGUUUGCAGAUGGUGGAAAGAGUCUGAAACAACACCUGUCUUAGCCUUCCUUCCUCACUGUCAAUAGCCCGCUAUUGUUAUCAUCUCAGUCGAUCUGCGACUCGUUAGCUAGCCGUUGUCAGAAGUGGGUAUCGUUGGCUGACGACGGUUAGUAGACCAGAGACGGACGUACUAGUAUCCCCUGUCUUUGUUUAAAAUCUCCUUCUAUGUUGGAAGGUGUGUCGACAAAAACAAUGCAUAUUGGGAAGUCCGCUUCUGACUUGUUAACCGAUGUAACCCAGUUCACACUGGCGGCCCACUUCACCCACGGAUUUGGGCACAAUUUUUGGUCAGAUAAAGAAAAGGCGCAUAUGCAUACUUGGACAAGUGUCAAAUGUUUUUGCCACCCUGGCUCCUCAGUUGCCCUGACCUCAGAUUAACUUGACUGAGCUGAGUUGUCGUUGACUUGCUUGAUGAAGCGGCCGGGUGGUCAGUCGUCCCAGCCGGCGACACGUUAGCGAUCAUCUUCUGAGAAACCCUGUUAUCAGUGCUCUUUUGGUUCCUUUCAUUCUUCUCCCAUUCACCGGGUUUUGCUGCUUAAAAUCCUAGCAAAAUAGUACGUUCAUGUGUGUUUGUGUUGCGUUACCUGCACAAGUGCUCACAACACUAUUACUCAUUGCUUACCCUCGUAACUACUGUCCCCCCCCCGACAAGGCUUGGUUCACAGUAAAGACCAGAUAGGGGGCGGAAAUGGGAACCGUCAUCCCGUAAUGACUGCAUUCCCAGGUGCCCUUAAGGGGUUCUGGGCAGGACGCGUACUUACUCAGACUUGUCUUCAAGCUGGUUUGCUUGCCUCCUCCUCCUCCUCCUCCUCCUCCUCCUCCUCCUCCUCCUUCUCCUCAUCCUCUUCUUCGAUCCCCUCUCCCUCCACUGCCCCUUCUGAUUCCCCCCGCCUAUAUCCCUCCACUUUUCCCUCCUGA
This is a messenger RNA of Spirometra erinaceieuropaei, 3741 nucleotides long. The record is from the annotation of a GenBank genome assembly. Lineage: Eukaryota; Metazoa; Platyhelminthes; Cestoda; Diphyllobothriidea; Diphyllobothriidae.